This is a messenger RNA of Helicoverpa armigera (cotton bollworm), 2577 nucleotides long. RefSeq names its product UDP-glucosyltransferase 2-like. Gene Ontology annotation, molecular function: UDP-glycosyltransferase activity. Bases 161 to 1711 code for a protein of 516 amino acids. The record is from RefSeq and is a predicted model, not a curated record. The transcript has 9 exons. Lineage: Eukaryota; Metazoa; Arthropoda; Insecta; Lepidoptera; Noctuidae.
AGAUCCUUAUAUAAAACCUGUUUAGUCGUUUACCGAAGGACCGUAGACUUCAGACGUUGUCCUAAAAUUGAAUAAGUAAAUAAACUUAGUUUGUGAAACUGGCUGGAACUAUUGGGAUUUUUACAUGAAUUGAAAAUUAUCAUUAAAAAAAUAUAUAAAAAUGAAAAUGUUAAACUUUAUUUUAUUUGGGUUACUGAUAAGUUCGUGUUUGUGUGAUGGAUAUCGGAUCUUGGCAGUGUUUCCGACGCCAAGUCCUAGCCACGGUAUUCUUGGAGACAGUUUUGUGAAAGCCCUUCUCAAUGCAGGACACGAAGUGGUGUACAUAUCGCCAUUUAAAAAGAUAAAUCAUGCAAAACUGGAGAUUAUAGACGUCUCUCAAAACCUCGAAGUAUUUUCCGAUAAAAACAUUGAUGUCAAAGCAAUCAUGACUGGAAGUUUGAAUUUACAAGACCCAAAGUUUUUGUUCGGGAUGACCACGACCAUGACCGAUGUCACGCUUGCUAAUCCUAAUGUCCAGAAGCUGUUAAGGGAUCCAAAGCAAAAGUUUGAUGUCAUUGUAGCUGAAUAUUUCUUCAAUAAUAUUUUUUCCACGUUGUCAGCAGUCUACGAUGCCCCAUUCAUCUGGUUCCUCACCAUAGUGCCUCACUCCUUGAUCCUCGACCAGAUCCAUGGGCCGAUGAACCCAGCAUAUAGCAGUGACUACAUAGAAGCGAGGAUCGCUCCGUACUCCUUUGUGGAAAGAGUUCGUGAACUGUAUUUCACGUUGACCUUGCUGUACAAUCUGCAUGUCGCCUUCCCACCGAUAGAAGAAGCCAUAUACCACAAACAUAUAUCUACGAUCUUAAAAUCAUUAGGAAAACCAAUUCCUGACUACAAUGCCCUCACAUACAACGUGUCCAUGGUACUAGGCAACUCUCAAGUGGCUCUAGAAAGUGCAGUACCUUUGCCUCCGAACUUCAAACAUAUUGGCGGAUAUCAUAUUGAUGAUGAUGUUAAACCGUUGCCUGAGAACUUGAAAAAAAUUUUCGACAAUGCAAAGAACGGUGUCGUAUACUUCAGUUUGGGAUCCAAUUUAAAGAGUAAGGACUUACCUGAAGACAUGAAGCAGGGUAUUUUGAAAGUGCUAGGAGAACUGAAACAGACUGUCAUUUGGAAAUUCGAGGAAAGUUUUCCUAACACACCGAAAAAUGUUCACAUAGUUCAGUGGGCACCACAGCAAAGUAUUUUGGCUGAACCAAACCUGGUACUCUUUGUCACACACGGUGGUUUCCUGUCCGUCACAGAAGCUGUGCAUUUUGGAGUACCCCUGGUAGUCAUCCCAGUGUUUGGAGACCAGUUUAUGAACGCAAACCUGGUUGUUAAGAAGGGCAUCGCUGUUCAAGUCAAAUUAUCUUACACGAUGCAUAACGAACUGAAGGUUGCUAUGGAUACAGUUCUGGGUGAUUCAAAAUACGCCACAAAUGCAAAAGCCUUAUCUGCAGCUUUCCAUGACUUGGAAAUGAAGCCGAAAGACGCCUUAAACUUCUGGGUGGAGCACGUGGUGCGCACGCGUGGCGCUCCUCACUUGCGCUCCGUCGCGAUCGACAUACCGCUCUACCAACGAAUGUACCUAGAUCUCCUGGCUUUAAUCCUUUUAACUCCUGCUGUCCUGUUACUAGUACUCAGAAGAUUCUGCUGUAAAAGUGAUAGUCAGAAAGUUAAAAGAAGUUAAAUUGUAUUUACGGUGAGUUGCGUCAUUAAACUAUGUUAAUAACGUGUUAAUAACCGAACCAUUUUCAGUUGUCAAAUAUGACCAAAUGGUGGCAAUGUCGCUGCUGGUUGGUUAUAUUUAUAAUUAAAUGGUGAAACUAGUGUUUUUAGUAGGAUUAGUAUUUAUUUCUUUUUGUAAUGUUGGGAGCGUAAUUUUUUUAGUUGUUACAACUGAUGGAUUGGUAAAGUCCACAAAUUAAUUUGUAUAUUAUAAUAGCAAUUGGUAUUAUUAAUCCGUCAUAGUCAGACACAGAAAAGACAGAUAUGGCCUUACUACAAAAACUUAACCACCUGUUUUACACUUGUCUAAAAAAAUUGUGGCUGCAAAACGAACCAUAUGUCAACGUCAUAAUUUGUCAUUUUUUUAGACAAGUCUUAAACUGACGUUUAAAAGUUUUUGUGGUAAGAGGUUAAUGUUUUCCAUUUUAUAGUGAAACAGGAAGACACCAUGUUAUUUGUUUUUGAUCACAUCACAUGACAUAAUUAUCAAUCUAUAUAUUUAUCUAAUACGGAAUUUAUAUUCUAAAAAUUUUAAUUAUAAUUUAUAUCUACGUAAUCUAUCUUUAUUAAGUACUGACAAUUAGUCGUUUUUCUAUUUCUAAUGUCCUCAUAGAUUUACGUUGUAAAUAUUGCCUGUAGAAAUAAUUUGUAUUACUAUAUUCCUCGGAAUGAAGCAUUUGAUUAAAUAAAAAUUGUUCGGCUUCUGCCCUUCUGCAAUUAUUAAAUUUAUUUAACAAGGGAUUACCUUUGAUUUUGUAAAUAAUUUAAGUGUGGCUCUGUUUUGUAUAAAUUGUGAAUGCUAAAUAAAUGCAUUUUGGAAAUAAAUAA